Messenger RNA from Yamadazyma tenuis ATCC 10573, 2365 nucleotides. RefSeq lists its product as uncharacterized. The record is from RefSeq and is a predicted model, not a curated record. Gene Ontology annotation, biological process: N-terminal peptidyl-methionine acetylation. Gene Ontology annotation, cellular component: NatC complex. NCBI's taxonomy places the organism in Eukaryota, Fungi, Ascomycota, Pichiomycetes, Serinales, Debaryomycetaceae.
UAUUCACAUCUUGGAACAUCGCCAUGAACGAUUAUGUUGAUAUCACCGAAGAUUUCUUCUCUUCAAUAUCUCAGAUAUCAAACAACAGAGUAGUGAAGUCUCCAUUUUUUGACCUCCUCGAGGGAACACGAGCAAUAGAGAUUAAUAAUCCUCGUUUAGAUACUGGAUUGAUCCCCAAUGAGUUGAGCGCUGCUGAAUUGAAUUUCGAAUGCCUGAAGCCAAUAUCCGAAUCCGAGCUUCUGGGGCUAAUGAACAAGUUAUUCAAACUCUUAAUGAGCUGGUUCAGUAGUUCCUCAUUGCCAUUGACAGUCUUGAGCUGUCGUUACGUCGAAGACAUCGUCCAUGGGUACACGAUGAGCUUGGACAGAGGAAUAGAAACAUUCAGCCUAGGUGACGGAGUGUACAACCGUGUGUUGAAGAGCUUUGUGGUGGGAUUGAGCAAGUUCAUAGGUAUCAUGAUAACGGUGGGAAAUACUGUGUUAUAUGAAGAUGAAGAUAUCACCACCAGAAACAUGGAGUUAGACUUUCUUACGGAUAUCAUGGUGGAUGAUGUCCUUAAUGAUCUUGAGAGUGCCAUCGGCUUAGUGAAAAGAAGUGCAGCUCAACACAAGGAACAUAUUAUUAAACAGUUGAUGUUGUUACAGGAUUUGAACAGUUUGCCUAUACUAUCGAAUUUACAAAUAAACCUUUUCGGUGUACCAGAUCUUAGACAACUCCAAAGCUUCCAGGAUAUUUUGAAUAGAGGAAUUGAAUGCUUGAAAUUUAUUGCCGACCACAAACAAUUUUAUGAGACCCAAGAAUUACCAGUUGGCAGUGUUUCAAAAUGGGUUCAAGCAUCGUUGGGUAAUAGGCAUAUUCCAGGUGAUGUUUACGACAUUGGAUUCGACGAAACUUUCAAACAAAUGACCAACGUAUUUGAGCAAUUGAAACAGAUAUUCAGGAAAACCAACUAUAUCAAGGACAUUGAAGCAUUGGACUUGUUCUUAAAGUACGAUAUUCAACAUAUGGUGAAUGAGUACCAUGUGAUUAACAAGGGAAUUUUCCAAUUAUUUCUUAUUAGAGAAGACCAAAGUAUAUUGGGUUCUGUUUAUCAUCUAAGUGACUUAACGUUGGACUUGAUGAACCACGUCAACGUUUUCAACUGUAACGUAUCAAAUCCUAAAACAUGGAACUUGAACAAUGCCGAUACAGAACUAGUAAUGGACGCAUUGAGCCAAUUACUUAAAGACCUUGAAGCAGGAGUAUACCAAAAUUUGACUGUUUACGCUAACAACCGGUGUCGGCAGAGACAAUUGAUCAACAAGAACCUUUUGGUAUGGGACUCUUUACAAGUUCAAUCGGAGAACUUUGAGAUGGAAAUCUACAAUAACUACAAAAUCGGUGAUAAGUUGUCCGACACCGAUGAAAACGCUUUGCCAAUCAGCUCGUUUAUUUACUCCACAAAGUUGGAAUUAAUGAUUGAGUUUUUGCUUAUUGGAAUAGAACUAGAGUUGUACCGGGAAUUUGAAAUCUAUUCAAUCUACUGGUAUAUCAACUACCUCACCAAAGUCUACAUAAAUCAUUCCACCGAAAGGCUCUUGAAGUUCAACAAGUAUAAAAUAUCCAAAAUCGUCGCUAAGAAGAAAAAACUGAAGAACAAGCAAGAACUUGAGCAGAAACGGGAAAAGCUCACCAAAAUCAAUGAGGCACUUCAGCAUAAAAUCGAUUAUUGGAAAGGCUUUCAAAGACUCAUCAAUUCCGUGUGCCUAUUGUUAAAUUACUUGCAAAACCAGAAAAUGAUUAAAUUCGAUGAUCUUACCGCCAAUUUCAUCACCAGUUUCGAGAGCUUAUUCAGGUUAAGAUUCAAGCCAUUCGAAUCCAUAGGAGUGCCAUCUCAACUUACCUUCGCCCAAUACUCCCUGUCUUUUGCAUCAGAUGUGUCUCAAGAUGAAGUCAUCAACAGUUUGAAUAUGGCCAAAGAAGCAUUGGUGGAGUACAACAAAUCGGUCACAAAUGACAAUGAGAAACAGUGGAUUAGCUCUCUCGUCAAAACAUGUUUCUCAUACAUUUUGGAAUUGAAAGGAGGCAAAAAUGUCUUUGAAGUAUCGCCAGGAUACAAUACAUACUUCCCAAAGUUUACGGCAAAACUUCCCGUUAUAGAGUAAUUAAUAUAUCAUUCGAAUCUCACAAUUGAUCGAUGAGCUUUUUGGAAGUUUCAGUUGAUUCCUUUAUUUGCCGAUGGUUUUCUUGGACCCUUUUCAAAUCAUUGUAAAUCUUUGUGGUCGAUUCGUUUAUCAUCUGCAACAAUCCUCUUGUUUUGGUUAACACCUGUAUUUGUUUAUCAUAGUCUUCCUCCAUUGUAGUAGAAUGAUAUUUCGAAAAAAUU